Messenger RNA from Dicrocoelium dendriticum, 663 nucleotides. NCBI's taxonomy places the organism in Eukaryota, Metazoa, Platyhelminthes, Trematoda, Plagiorchiida, Dicrocoeliidae. The record is from the annotation of a GenBank genome assembly.
AUGAAAUACCUUUUAAUCACCGGGGGUGUGAUUAGCGGUAUCGGCAAAGGAAUCAUAUCUAGCAGCAUUGGAACUAUAUUGAAGGCCUAUGGCUGGAACGUUACUUGUAUCAAAAUUGACCCAUAUCUAAACAUCGAUGCCGGAACCUUUUCACCUUAUGAGCACGGCGAGGUCUACGUGUUGGAUGAUGGAAGUGAAGUUGACCUUGACCUCGGAAACUACGAACGUUUUCUUGAUGUUACCUUGACAAAGGACAAUAAUAUAACCACCGGAAAAAUUUAUCAACGAGUAAUGGAGAGAGAGCGCAGAGGAGAUUAUCUGGGCAAAACGGUUCAGGUGGUUCCCCACAUCACUGAUGCUAUCAUGCAAUGGGUGACCGAUGUUUCUGUAAUUCCCGUGAACGACAAUGGCACAGUACCAGAGGUUUGCAUUAUAGAGCUGGGCGGAACAAUCGGCGAUAUAGAGUCGAUGCCUUUUGUAGAAGCCUUUCGGCAGAUGCUGUUCCGCGUUGGCAACACAAACUUUUGCUGUGCUCACGUGAGCCUUGUGCCCCAGCUCUCCAGCGUCGGGGAACCUAAAACAAAGCCAACACAGGUAGGUGAGAUAAAGCGUCACUUUUUCGUUAGUCUUUACUGCAUACUUAUUGGGUCUCAGAUUUCCUAA